AGGAAAAUAUUUCCAUAUUUUGAAGCGAAUCCGAUUCCUCCGAACAGAAAAAAACAGCUGUCCCCCUGUCCGACCGGCGGCCGCGCGCCCCGCCCCAGAUCCGCUUCCCUCACGCCGCCAAUAAUCCCAAUAUAUAUGGGCCAAGGGACGCGCCGCCAGUACGCGCCAGUUCUCCUUCUCCCUCUCCCCCAAAUCCUAGCGCUUGAGCCCUAAACCACCCUGAGCGCGGCGCAUGGAGAUGGAGUCGGCUCUGCGCGUGGCCGAUCUGCCGGCAUGCCUCGUGUUCGCUCCCGAGGAUGAGGUGGCGGUGGAGUUCUACCUCCUCCCCCGCCUCCUGGGCUGGCGGCCUCAGAUCGACGGCCUCAUCCUCGAGGACGACCCGCUGAGCGCGCCGCCGUGGGAGCUUCUCGAGCGGAACGGGCGCAAGGAGGAAGCUUUCUUCCUCGCGGAGGGGCAGGCGCGGUGCGGGAAGGGGACGCGGCAGAAGCGGACCUGCGCUGGUGGCGGCUGGUGGGAGGGGCAGAAGACGUGCGCGGAAGGCAACAAGCUGCGCGUCCCCGGCGGCGGCGACCAGGAGGCCGCGUGGCGCAAGAAAGCCCUCAACUUCCACGGCGGCGGCGGCGGCGAGAAGGGAAGCACGGGAUGGGUGAUGCACGAGUACGCGGUCACCGCCCCGGAGGAUCUGGCCCGCUCGCCCCUGAGGUUGUACCACAUCCGACGCAGCAGCUACGGGAGGAAGCAGAGCGGCGCCAUGGAGGUGCCGCGCGCGCUCGGUCUCCCGCCGGGCUUCCUCUUUGCUCCCGAGGACGGCGAUGUCGUCGCACAUUACCUCCUCCGCCGCAUCCUGGGCCAGGCCCUCCCGCUGGACGGCCUCAUCCUCGACGACGACCCACUGAGCGCACCGCCGUGGGAGCUCCUCGAGCGUAACGGAUGCAAAGACGACGCAUUCUUCUUCGCUCUGGGGCAGGCAAAGAGCGGCAAGGGUUCGCGGCAGAAGCGGACAUGCGCAGGCGGUGGGUUCUGGAAUGGCGAGAGGACUUGCGUUGACGGUGAGAAGCUGCGAAUCCCUGGCCCCGGCGGCGCGGAUGAGGUGGCGUGGCGCAAGAAAGCUCUCAGCUUCCAGGAAGGGGGCGAGAAGGGCAGCACGGGGUGGGUGAUGCACGAGUACGCGAUCACCGCCCCGGACCACCUGGCGGAGUCACAGCUGAGGCUUUACCGCAUCCGGUUCAGCGGCCACGGCAAGAAGCGAAAGAGGGGAGAAGCGGAUUCCUUCGCCGACGAAGCAGCUCCAACCGCGGCCCGGCGGCGUGUGGCUGAUGACGCUCCGCUCGACAUGUCAACUUCGCAGCCCAGCUAUUCUUCUUCCAUGGUGAUGGUGGAUCACGCCGAUGGUAAUUGUCCCACUGGUGCAGACCAGCUCGCAGCAGCGCCGGUGUCAAUUUCGGCGAACCAGGACCUCAACCCCGGCAUCACCGUCGAUACCUCCUUGGAUUUGGGCUUUCUUGACAACUUUGACAUCGACGAGUUCAUGCGUUCCCUCGGCGACUUGCCCUCAACCGACCCGUGCGUCUUGCCAGCAGUGACGGAUACGGGAGCAUAUCUUCAUGCCGAUGCUGUGGGAUCAAGCUUCUUCGGCCAGAUGGGAUCACCGUACAAUGGCGUCGGCACCGGUCAGGUGGCAUCAUCUUCUCUGCGUCGCGGCUGCAUGGAGCCUGCAGAUGCCUUCUUCACUGGGCCCAACCAAUCCUAUGCAGCCUGUUAGCUCUAUUGAUCAAGCAAGGAGAAGCCUGAACUUGAAGUGACAACUGAUGUCUAUUGA
Messenger RNA from Panicum hallii, 1819 nucleotides. RefSeq lists its product as uncharacterized. Gene Ontology annotation, molecular function: DNA binding. The coding region runs from base 233 to 1762 and encodes 509 amino acids. Gene Ontology annotation, biological process: regulation of DNA-templated transcription. The record is from RefSeq and is a predicted model, not a curated record. NCBI's taxonomy places the organism in Eukaryota, Viridiplantae, Streptophyta, Magnoliopsida, Poales, Poaceae. The transcript has a single exon.